Messenger RNA from Macadamia integrifolia, 1240 nucleotides. Its product is annotated as probable purine permease 11. Gene Ontology annotation, cellular component: membrane. The transcript is spliced from 2 exons. The record is from RefSeq and is a predicted model, not a curated record. Lineage: Eukaryota; Viridiplantae; Streptophyta; Magnoliopsida; Proteales; Proteaceae. Gene Ontology annotation, molecular function: purine nucleoside transmembrane transporter activity. The coding region runs from base 109 to 1224 and encodes 371 amino acids.
GUUUGUUGGGCUUGCUCCGCACAUGAUUGGCAGAAGCCUUUCUUAUUCUUAGGUAUCUUCUUGUUUUCUUGCCUUUCCAUCAUCAUCAUCAUCUUCUUCUUAUGAUUUAUGGAGCAGGAAGCUCAACAACUACUCCUCCAUGGCAUUGAAACCCAUGAACUGGACUGGGCCAAAGAUGAAAUGCCACCACUGCCUACACAAAAAAGAGGUUCUAAAUGGUGGCUCUUAGUGGCACUUUACAUAUUCUUUGUUAUAUCUGGUCAAGCCAUUGCAAGUCUUCUAGGAAGACUCUACUAUGACAAAGGUGGAAAUAGCAAAUGGAUGCAAUCAAUUGUUGUAACUGCAGGCUUUCCAUUUUUAAUCCCUAUCCUACUCUUCUGCUACUGUAAUCCUUCUUCUAACCUAAACAGUCAUAACUCCAAUAGUACUAUCAACAACACUUCACCCUCUAUCAUUACCCUUUCACUCCUUUAUGCCUCUUUUGGUAUAUUCUUCGCUGUUGAUAACCUGAUGUAUUCAUAUGGGCUAUUAUAUCUCCCUGUUUCUACAUUUUCCCUCGUCAGCGCAACCCAAUUGGCAUUUAACGUGAUAUUUUCGUACUUCCUAAACUCCCUUAAGUUCACUCCUUUUGUUCUUAAUUCAGUAGUCCUCCUCACCAUCUCUGCCUUACUCCUUGCUCUCCAUUCUGAUGAGUCCAAUGUACCCAUAGGAAUUACAAAGGCACAAUAUGUAGUUGGAUUAUUAUGCACCAUAUGUGCAUCUGCCUUGUUCUCACUACUACUUUCACUUACCCAACUUUCAUUUGAGAAAGUUCUGAAGAUGGAAACAUUUUCUGUGAAAUUGGAGAUGCAAAUAUAUCCAGCAAUGGUGGGGACUUGUGUUUGCCUGAUGGGUCUUUUUGCUAGUGGGGAAUGGAGUAGUCUAAAGGGAGAGAUGGAGCAAUUUGGAGGGAUGUCCUAUGUCAUGAUCUUAGUCUGGACUACUAUGGCAUGGACAGCUUUUUUUGUUGGUACAAUGGGUUUGAUUUUUGAGGUGUCUUCACUCUUUAUGAAUGUCAUUAGUACAGUAUCCUUGCCUAUUGUUCCAAUCCUUGCUGUGAUAUUCUUUCAUGACAAAAUGGAUGGGGUGAAAGUGGUAGCUUUGCUUUUAGCCAUUUGGGGGUUUGUUUCUUAUAUGUAUCAAAAUUAUCUCGAUGAUUUAAAGUCGAAGGCUACUACAGAAUAAGCACCAAUGAAUGUUC